Molecule: messenger RNA, 3601 nt
Organism: Colletotrichum scovillei
Lineage: Eukaryota; Fungi; Ascomycota; Sordariomycetes; Glomerellales; Glomerellaceae
Exons: 4
Coding region: 629-2491 (620 amino acids)
Molecular function (GO): RNA binding; 3'-5'-RNA exonuclease activity
Source: RefSeq, a predicted model, not a curated record
CACCGGGCUUUUUGCAAUCCUCUUUUUUUGGGAGUCGUUCCCCAGGAGCAAAAGAGACAGUGGAGGAGGUACUUUCGCUCGCACUGCACGCACCAUGCAAAGCUAGGUACCCUACCUGACGGAGCAUUUUCCCAAGUCCCACGCCAACACCAAUUUUCUUCUCCUGCGUCUACGGUCGACUUCCCUCCUACCUUCCCAUCACCUUUCCCUCUUUUCGGUUCCUUCCUCCUUGCCCCUACCGAAACCUCCCACCUCUCCUCCUCCUCCUCUCCUUCCCCGAGUUGCUGCGAGGACAAAAGGUAUUUCGACACGAGGACCGGUCAAUUUCCUCCUCGUCUCCUUUUCUGCCCUUGCCUGCUUGUUGCCGCAACUUCCGCUUCGGUCUUUUUUGCUGUGCACUUCACUUUGCUCGGCACCUCUCCUGAAGCUUGAACCGGGAAUCACUCCCGUCCCCUCCCCCCGAGCAUCCGUCUUUUGUUCGAGUCAACCACACACCUACAGCUACUCGCCUGCUGUGUGGGAAACAAUUGUUUGGAGCAUCGGCUUGCUUUCUCCCAGGCAUCGCCUUAGCCAUUAUCCUUACCGUGCAGCCUUUCGUCAUCGGCCACGUUGUCGCCUUCCUGCCAAAAUGUCUGGUUCCCAAGCUGGUAACCAGCUCAACAUCGAUCGCUAUGUCGUGAUCCACGUCGCAACCACCUGCGAUGAGCAUGGAGUCUACGUCACCAAGGACUCGGCCGAGGUUAUUGAGCUCGGCUGGAUUCUUCUCGACGCCAAGUCUCUGGAGGAGAUCACCCGCGAGAGCGUUCUUGUCAAACCCAUCAACACUCCGAUCACACCCCUGUGCACGAGCUUGACGACCCUGACCUGGGAACAUGUCCGUAACGCUGGUACCUUCCGCGAUGCCAUUAACCGAUUCGACACCUUUGCCAACGAACACUUGACUUCGCAAAACCUCGAUUUCGUCUUCGUUACCCUCGAUGCUUGGGACCUUCGCGUCCAGCUGCCCCGAGAGGCCCGUGACAAGGCUGUCGUUCUGCCCCCGUACCUUCAGCACUCCCGCACGUUCGAUUUGCGAACCGAAUAUCAGAGAUGGCAGCAACACCACCCCGAAUCGUUGCCUUUUGGGCCCUCAAUGCUGUCCAAUAUCUGUGCCGCCUUGGAGGUGGAGCCGGUCCAGUCCAGUGCUCCAAUCAAGCACAACCUGCCUUUCCACCUUCAGGCGCUGGCUCCUGCGUCUCCUCGCCGCGCCAUGGAGGAGGCCGUCACUCUCGCCCGCGUUCUGCGAGGCCUCAUUCGCAAGUCGCAGCCUUCCCAUGAGCACCCCGACGUCUUGACGAGACCAAUGGAUGCUCGCGCCGAUGUGCGGGCUUUCUUGUCGGAGCGCAGCAAGGUUCUCCACAUGUCUGGCCUGCCCCACGAUACCACUCAAUCCGAGCUGGAGAGCUGGUUCACUCAGUUUGGCGGUCGUCCCAUUGCGUUCUGGACCCUCCGUACCCCUGAGCAGCACAAGCCCACCGGCAGCGGCUUCGCCGUGUUUUCUUCCCAUGAGGAGGCCGCUGAGAGUCUGUGCAUGAACGGUCGUGCCCUUAAUGAGAAGGCGAUCGAAGUGUCUCCGUCUUCCAGCCGUGUCCUGGACCGCGCCGCUGAGAUCCUCACCCCCUUCCCGCCCAGCAAGAACCGCCCUCGCCCUGGCGACUGGACUUGCCCUUCAUGUGGCUUCUCGAACUUCCAGCGGCGAACUGCGUGUUUCCGCUGCUCAUUCCCGGCUGUGAGUGCCGGACCCACCGGCGACAUGGGCUACGGCUACGGAUACGGACCACCGGCCAUGAUGCCCCCUCCUCAGCACCACCACGGACACAUGGGUCACGGUGGUGGUCGCAUGGGCGGCAGCGGCGUUGUGCCGUUCCGCGCGGGAGAUUGGAAGUGUGGCAAUGAGGUCUGCGGUUACCACAACUUUGCUAAGAACGUAUGCUGUCUGCGAUGCGGCGCCAGCCGUGCUGGUGCCGCCGUCGUCGCUGACUCUGGUGGCUACCCUUCCCCCAUGGACCCUCCCUCCAACUACAGCAUGAGCCAGGGCUCCAUGAGCGGCACGCCCGGACCUGGCCCCUUUGCCUCGGCCGGUGGUAACUUCGCCUCUCAGGGCGGCGGCUACGGUGGCGGUCAGCACUUCGGUGGCCCGCCCAGCACCUAUGCUCUUCCCUCGGGCAUUGGUGGCGGAGCUGCUCCCUACCCCUCCUCCCUCAACACGCAUGGUUUCGGACCGGCCCCUGGAUCCCACUCCGCCGGCCCCUUUGACAGCCGCGCUGCCGAGGCUGCCUUCCAGUCGGCCUCCAACGGCCCCGCAUCCGCCGGCCCUUCGAACAACUUUUACUCGCAAAACGAAAACGACCCCUUUGCGUUCCUUUCCAGCGGCAUUGGCGGUUUGUCCGUCAGCGGCGGCGAUGCCCGCCAGAACGGAGGAGCUGCGCCUCCGAGCAAGUCUCCUGCUUAAAUAACCACUUGGCUACAAACACGGGGAUCUAGGCGAGCUACAUCAGCCACCUUGGAUCUUUUUUUUUGAGGGCCUACUUAUUUCUGCGGAAACGAGCUUCGGAAACAAGACGAACAUAGAGCAUUGACCAUUGGCAAAUACCUUCAGGACUUACGCUUGCUUUCAACGGAAGGGGGUGUCUAGGUUUUGGAAGAUCACUUGGAAGGAGGUUGGCUGUCGGUAUACCAAGGGAUGCGGGAAAAAAAGUUUGCUAGGCUGGAAAGACAAAAAGAGUGUUACACUACCGGAACGGACGGACACCACUGUUGGAAUUGCUUUCUCCCUGACAAGCGUCAGUAUAAAAGGGCUGGCUAGUUAAGGAUUGUUGAUUACGGCCGACCUUGCCUUUGGUUGGACGUUGCGGUUGCGGUACGGUCGGAUUUUGGGCGGUCCAAAGGGGAGUGCAUAGCGAAGGGAGUGUAACGGGUAUACCUGGCCUUCAUUGUGUGUGAGACGUGUUGAUUUUUCAAUAUUUCUAGUUAUUUUUUCCCAGUCUAAAAGUCAUCAUCAUCGUGUCUGGUUUUCUCUUCUCUUUCGACAUUUUCCACCAUUUUCUGUCUCGUUCCACCUGGCCUUUCUUGCCCCUUUUCCCCUCCUCAACAUCAUCAUAUCCAUUUCCAGAUUGGCUUGGCAUGUACACCCUUUUCCACCUCUCUCUCUCUUCUCGACACUAAAAACAACAUAUGGUUUUGUUCCUAUACGGCGGAAAUGGGCGGCAGCGUCUGGGAGUCGGGGAGUGAAACAGGGUCCAGGGCAGGCUGGCUGGCUUUGGCUUUGAAAUAAUCUUUGCUCAUCUUUCUGAAAAAAUGCGAAUAUUGUCUUGUUUAUUGCUGUUGCUGUUGCUAUUGCGUCAAAGGCAUAAAUGGCGAUUCCUAUUUGACCCUGUGUUUUGUUGCUUGCUAUGUUGAAGAGAUGGGUGGCGAGAGAGAAAGACAAAAGUAUACUGACUUUUGCGGUUUUCGAUUUUAAUGCAUGUGUUUACCUAUGCUGUCUUGAUAUGUUUUCGGUGAUAGAAGGGAGAAAAAGAGAAGAAAAGCUCAGCAUGGUGUUCUGGCGCCUGCCUCUCUGGCC